AAAAAAGCAUUGAGAAAAAGGGCUGGGUCUGCCAGUCUGAACAAUGGUGCGUGUUUGUCGCUCGCCUCCCACUUCUUUCUCCCCCUAGGCCCCCGCAACAAGACUGGCGCGUAAAGUACUGGGUACGCGAGCCUUGCCACGCCGCGGCCCAUCACUGGGGAACCUCUCUCUCUCUCUCUCUGGAACCCGAACUUUCGCCCGAUGAAAAACUCUGUCGACAUCCACCAAGGCCCUUUUGCGGCUCGCCUUUCCCCAAACACAUUUACAUAUCGUGUAAGUUCGCUCAUACACACGACACCUCUUGAGCUCAGCUCGCCCUUCUUCGUCCGCUUGACUUCGAUCUAGCCCAAGCAUGGCUGGGCGUUGCUUCGCCAUGGAUGCAGAGAAAGGGCGCUUGCAGCAAUAUUACAGAUGCGAAUUUUAUUGCAAUCUUACAACAAGGUAUCGGGUACCAGGUCUCUGGCGAGACUGUGGUAGUGGUCCGUGCACUCAGAAGUACCUCUGGAUCCAUCCCAAAGUCGAGGUACUUCGUCCACGUCUUCGGCUUUGCCCUCGCGACUCAUGCAUGUGCGAGCCCCAUUGCACUAAAACCUCAGGCCAAUUUUUUUCCUUUUUUCACACCCGAACCUCGUGCUUGCAGCUGCUGCUUGCUGCUUGCCAGGUGCUUGCUUUUCUAUACGGUUUUAAGGCCGCAUCUCGGCCUUGCGGGCCCUGCCAAAGCUCCAUCUGCACUGCGACUCAUGCAACUUCAACAUUAAACUCCCAAAAGUCCGACAGCCUCGUUGGAACAUGGAGGUGGCUCACUCUCGCUUACACUUGGCACCACACUCUCUUGAGACUCUGUCACGCUGUGUCGAUCCUAUUUCUGCCUCCAUCGCGACGCCCAAGGUUUGGCUGCCCAUCGCACUGCCAGUUCUCGCUUUGGGCAGCGGCAGCAACUACCUUGAGUUCCCAACCACCCUAAGAAACCAAACAAACCCAAAGAGCUACACGACUCGAUGAGCUGGCACGCAACCAACGCGAUCCGACGAGAUCAAAGUACGCUUGUCCAACUCGAAGCUGCACGCCACUGAGACGGCCUGAGCCCGCAUUCUUCACAUCCUGCAAUGUGUCCCAUACUUUCGUAGUGUUGUAGGCUCCCGUUCCAGCCUCGCCUAACGCAUGGAGUCCAGGAACCGCAAGUGUCUCGCAAGUCGCAUCGCACCCUUGGUUGUCUCCGAUGUCGUCCCCCC
This is a messenger RNA of Colletotrichum phormii, 1232 nucleotides long. RefSeq lists its product as uncharacterized. The record is from RefSeq and is a predicted model, not a curated record. The transcript has a single exon. NCBI's taxonomy places the organism in Eukaryota, Fungi, Ascomycota, Sordariomycetes, Glomerellales, Glomerellaceae. Bases 353 to 964 code for a protein of 203 amino acids.